CGAGCGCUAUUUUGCGCCGUGAACCGGCGCCCCCCCCCCCCCACCUCCGGCGGCCGUUUUCUAAGAAAGGAUUCCUCCCUUGUUCGUCCUACCUUUAAAAUACGGCUAGGCGUGUCCAUGGGGGCGGAUUAUGAGGCAUUGCGGCAGCAUGUUUAUGGCAUCAGAGCUGAGAACACGAGCCAGCGGCCGGUUCACUGCUCCGUUGAUGGCGAACGACAUCAGCGUCCUAGUGUGCACUUCACAGUUCAUCAUGCAGGGUAAGGACAUGGAGUUCGCAACAGUGGAGCGGACGGCAACUGCGCAGUCACCUUCUGAGCGUGCGUGCGGGGUGUAUGAAAAUCUUGCUGUCGACAUUCCUGUCAGUUCUGCUAUGCACUUCUCCGAUGUGGUGGGAAAGGUGAUGUGUACUGUUGGGAGUGAAGGCACAAUGUCGCAAUGUCUGGCCAUGGAUGCUCAUGCGGGUGGCGGUCUUCACACGUCGGUCACGUCCGUGACUACGCAAGACAAUUCUCAUACGGCUGUUGUUGUUGAUGGAAGUCGAUGCAUUGAAGCAGAUGGGGUUGGUUGUGCGCACUCCGAGAUGCGGGUUAAAAGGGCGCAUUCAUUUUCUCAGCGCAUGAUUGCAGUACACGGCAGUUCACGCAUGGCCUCCACCGUCGGUCAUGGUGUGGAAAUAUCUAUGCAGAGCAAAACUGUGCAUACAUAUGACGACUUCCAAUCUGCUAUGAUUGGAUGUCUGCCGAUUAAUGUUUGUCGGGAUGGCGGUGUGCAUAGUACACGAGGAGCACAAACUUUGGUAGCUGAUUGUCAGUCUCCAACUAGUGUGUAUGGAAGUCUGAUUGUCGAUGGGAGAGGAGUUGGUUUUGGUCCUGCUGCUGAUAAGAUGGAUAUCCACCACCUUCGUGAUAUGCUUCUGUGGCGACGGGCAGUGGCCGCUUGCGAUGGAGGGAAUGCUGGCAGAUCGCAGGGGGUAGCAGGUCACAAGCGUGCAACGACAAAGGGUUCUCGGCGGGGGUCAUCUGGUCGGACCGCAACUGAUCCUAUUGGGAGUACAACCGCCCCAAAGUCUAAUGCUUUGCAUAUGAAUAAGGGUAGUAAGCGAGCCUGCAUUGCCGAUCUUAAUGGGCCACCUACAUCAAUGCCGAGUCAGAGUGAUAAUGGUGUGUCUGCAUCAGACGAAAAUGGUGCACCGGGUAAUGUUGCAGGUUCGUCGGGUGUUGUGGGUUUGGACGAGAUUGGUAGUCAGGAUGAGUGUGCGGUCGGUGUUGCAUGUGUAUCGGGUGUUCGUAUUCCUUCAGCUGAACGGAUAGAUGGGGAUGUUGGCGUUGUUGCAUGUAAGAAGGCCGCACGGAAGAAGCCUGUAAGCAACCCGGGGAAGACACCGAACUGGGGCGACGAUGAAACGAUGAUGUUAUUGUCGAUGAGGUGUGAGUUCAAGUGUGGUAAAGGGGAGGAUUCAAAGGCGUUGGGUAAAGCUUGCUCGAUUCAUAAUGUAUGGGGUUUUAUUAGCGCAAGGCUUAUCGCUGCGGGGUUCGAACGUACAAGAGAUAUGUGCAAGAACCGUUGGAAUUUCGUGUACAAGAACUAUAAGCUCAUCGUGGAUAACGAUAGGCGGAGCGGUGCACAAAACCCGGCUAUCCUCCUCGAUAAUAUUACUGAAUCGCAUGGGAACGGGGAACCAUAGGGAUUGCAUAGUGAUGUUGCCGAUGGGAUGAAGAACACGAGUGAAUGUGAUGGUGGACCGACUUCCCAUGGCGAGAAUGAAGCCUCCCAACCUGG
Chara braunii is the source of this 1779-nucleotide messenger RNA. The record is from the annotation of a GenBank genome assembly. NCBI's taxonomy places the organism in Eukaryota, Viridiplantae, Streptophyta, Charophyceae, Charales, Characeae.